AUGCUUCGACUUUUCGCCUCCAGGAGACUACAGCAUGCUGCGGGAUCUCUCAUCUCGCAAGAGGCAAGAGCUAUGAGCACAAUUUCCGCAUCGUCGACACCCAGACGGCUGUCUCCCAUACAAGGCGAAUCGAGCUCAGAGAAGCCCAACUCACAGCCAUCUUCGCCAUCGCCAUCACCGUCGCCGUCGUCCUGGCCCUCAGCCUCGCUUCCGCACCCUUCAGAGUCAACAGUAAGGCUAGGCGACAAGCUCGAUAACCUCAUGGGAAGUCUACAAGCUUCAUCAUCGAAAACACCAGCACUAGAGGCCAGCCAAAGCACUCUCUCAGCUUUAGCGCUCCCCUUCACCCCCCCACCUCCACCCGAGCUCGACCCAUUAGAGGUUUCGGAGACCGAGAAGGCAAGCAGGCGGAAAAGAAAUAGGAAGGGAAAGGGGGAGAAGAAGGAAAAGAUGUCGCGGGAUGUAAUAAUCGCACCCACUCGAGCAUCAGGUGGUAUACCAAAUCCCUCACCACAAUAUAUGCUACAGAGUGCUUCGCUGCCAGUCCCGCUUCAAGUCCCUCAACACCUCCUGGUGGUGCUUGAUUUAAAUGGCACAAUCUUAUUCAGGCCGAACAGAAAGCAACCCACCAAGUUUGUAGCCCGCCCUCAUGCUCUUCGCUUCCUGGAAUAUUGCAUCGAUAGAUUUACCGUUGUAAUAUGGUCCUCCGCCCGGCCUGAGAACGUCAACAAUUUGAUCGAAGCCAUCAUCCCACCCCACCUUCGCCAAAAAGUUGCAGCAAUUUGGGGUCGCGACAAGUUCGGCCUUACGCCCAAAGAUUACAGCCUCCGGAUACAAUGCUACAAACGGCUCACAAAGGUAUGGUCUGAUCCGCAAAUUGCGCAAACACACCCAGAUUAUCAGUCUGGACGAACAUGGGAUCAGACGAAUACGGUACUGGUAGAUGAUUCCUUUGAGAAGGCAAGGAGUGAGCCUUUCAACUUGCUCGAGAUUCCGGAGUUUUCUGGCGAUAUGUAUGAGCCCGGUGAGAUACUGCCUCAGGUUCACGAUUACUUGAACUUGUUGAGCAACCACUCAAACGUCAGCGCUUGCUUGAGAGCUGUGCCUUUCCGAGCUCUGACUGCUCCAGUGGGACCGGCACCUGGCACAUAUCAUUAA
Hymenoscyphus albidus is the source of this 1158-nucleotide messenger RNA. The record is from the annotation of a GenBank genome assembly. Lineage: Eukaryota; Fungi; Ascomycota; Leotiomycetes; Helotiales; Helotiaceae.